Choloepus didactylus (southern two-toed sloth) is the source of this 6302-nucleotide messenger RNA. It is a transcript of the gene EVPL, whose product is annotated as envoplakin. Bases 12 to 6074 code for a protein of 2020 amino acids. Gene Ontology annotation, molecular function: structural molecule activity; cadherin binding. The transcript is spliced from 22 exons. NCBI's taxonomy places the organism in Eukaryota, Metazoa, Chordata, Mammalia, Pilosa, Megalonychidae. Gene Ontology annotation, cellular component: membrane; intermediate filament; cytoplasm. Gene Ontology annotation, biological process: intermediate filament cytoskeleton organization; wound healing. The record is from RefSeq and is a predicted model, not a curated record.
AGUCCACGACCAUGUUCAAGGGGCUGAGCAAAGGCUCGCAGGGGAAGGGGUCCCCCAAAGGCUCCCCCAGCAAGCACAGCCGGGCCACCACCCAGGAGCUGGCCCUGCUCAUCUCCCGCAUGCAAGCCAACGCCGACCAAGUGGAGAGAGACAUCCUGGAGACCCAGAAGAGGCUGCAACAGGACCUGCAGAACCGCGAGCGCAGCCAGCAGCUGCAGCACCAGCGCGAGACGGGCCGCAGCCUGAAGGAGGCCGAGACGCUGCUCAAGGACCUCUUCCUGGACGUGGACAAGGCCCAGCGGCUCCAGCACCCGCAGGCCGCGGAGAUCGAGAAGGACAUCAAGCAGCUGCACGAGCGGGUGACCCAGGAGUGUGCCGAGUACCGCGCCCUGUACGAGAAGAUGGUGCUGCCGCCCGACGUGGCUCCCAGAGUGGACUGGGCCCGCGUGCUGGAGCAGAAGCAGAAGCAGGUCUGCGCGGGGCAGUACGGGCCGGGCAUGGCGGAGCUGGAGCAGCAGAUCGCAGAACACAACAUCCUGCAGAAGGAGAUCGAGGCCUACGGGCAGCAGCUGUGGGGUCUCAUCGGGCCGGACACGGCCACCAUCAGGAGCCAAUACCGAGACCUGCUGAAGGCGGCAUCGUGGCGCGGGCAGAGCCUGGGCAGCCUCUACACGCACCUGCAGGGCUGCACGCGCCAGCUGGGCCUCCUGGCCGAGCAGCAGCGCCGCAUCCUGCAGCAGGACUGGAGCGACCUCCUGGCGGACCCCGCGGGUGUGCGGCGGGAGUGCGAGCACUUCAAGGAGUGCGAGCUGCUGGGCCAGGAGCAGUGUGUGAACCAGCUGGAGGACGACGGGGAGCGCAUGGUGCAGCUCGGGCACCCGGCCCUGGGGCCCAUCCAGGUCCACCAGGAGGCCCUCAAGAUGGAGUGGCAGAACUUUCUGAACCUGUGCAUCUGCCAGGAGAGCCAGCUGCAGCACGUGGAGGCCUACAGGCAGUUCCAGGAAGAGGCCGACUCGGUCAGCCAGACCCUGGCGAAGCUCAACUCCAGCCUAGACGCCAAGUACAGCCCUGCGCCCGGGGGCCCCCUGGGGACCUCCACAGAGCUGCUGCAACAGCUGGAGGUGGAGGAGAAGCAGCUGGCCAUGGCCGAGAGGACCGUCGGGGACCUGCAGCGGUGGGCACAGGAGGUGGCACCCCUGCCGCUGCGCAGGACCCCGCCCCAGCAGCCCCUGCAAGUGGACAGCCUCUGCGACUGGGACACGGGAGAUGUGCAGCUGCUGCAGGGGGAGCGGUACAGGCUCAUGGACAAUAGUGACCCACACACCUGGGUCGUGCAGGGCCCUGGCGGGGAGACCAAGCGAGCCCCGGCCGCCUGCCUCUGCAUCCCAGCCCCAGACCCUGACACCAUGGCCAGGGCCUCCAGGCUGGCCUCGGAGUUGCAGGCCCUGAAGCAGAAAUUGGCCACGGUCCAGAGCCGCCUGAAGGCCAGUUCUGUGGAGACCAUCCAGCUCGGCCAGCAGGCUCCAGCCAGCUCAGCCCCAGCCGACCCCCAGGCCCAGAAGCUCCUGACACAGAUGACCCGGCUGGGCAGUGACCUGGUGCAGGUGGAGAGGCAGGUGCUGGCGUGGGCCCGGGCCCCACUGAGUCGCACCGCGCCCCUGGAGGACCUGGAGGGCCGCAUCCAUAGCCACGAGGGCACAGCCCAGCGCCUGCAGAGCCUGGGAGCUGAGAAGGAGGCGGCCCAGCGGGAGUGUGAGGCGUUUCUGUCAGUGCAGCCCACGGGUGCUGCCGCCCUGCAGCUGCCUGUGACCCUCAACAACGUCAAGAACAAGUACAGCGAAGUGCAGCUGCUGUGCAACCUCUACGCUGAGAAAGCCAAGGCUGCCCUGGGCCUGGAGAGGCAGAUCCAGGACGCGGACAGGGUCCUCCAAGGCUUUGAGUCCCACCUGGCCCAGGAGGCUCCCCUCCCCGCGGGCCCAGGGACGCUGCAGGAGCGGGUCGGCGAGCUGCAGCGCCAGCGGAGGGAGCUGCUGGAGCAGCAGGCCUGUGUGCUGCGGCUGCACCGCGAGCUGAAGGCUGCCGAGCACGCGUGCAGGGCACUGCACAACAACUGCCACGAGUUCUGCCAGGACCUGCCGUGGCAGCAGCACCGGGUGCGGGCGCUCACCGACCGCUACCACGCCGUGGGUGACCAACUGGACCUGCGGGAGAAGAUUGUGCAGGAUGCCGGCCUCACCUACCAGCAGUUCAAAAACUGCAGGGACAACCUGAGCUCCUGGCUGGAGCACCUGCCCCGCAACCAGGUGCAGCCCAGCGACGGGCCCAGCCAGAUGGCCUACAAGCUGCAGGUGCAGAAGAGGCUGACGCAGGAGAUCCGGGGCCGAGAGCGGGACAGGGCUAUGGCGUCCCGCCUCUCCCGGGACCUGCAGGCGGCUCUCCAGGACUAUGAGCUGCAGGCAGACACCUACCGCUGCUCCCUGGAGCCCGCCCUGGCUGCGUCGGUCCCCAAGAAGCCCCGCGUGGCUCCGCUGCGGGAGAGCAUCCAGGCGCAGGAGAAGAACCUGACCAAGGCCUACACUGAGGUUGCGGCCACAUACCAGCAGCAGCUGCACCAGCUGGAGUUUGCCAGAAAGAUGCUGGAGAAGAAGGAGCUCAGGGAGGACAGAGCUACAGAGCAGGGGCCCGAGGGCCUGGUGCAAGCAGGGAAGGAGUCAGAGACGCUGAAGUCGCAGCUGGAGUUGGAGCGGAAGCGGGUGGCCCAGGUGCAGCAGGAGCUGGAGUUGCAGAGGGACCGGCUGCUGCAGCUGAGGACGCAGCAGCCUGUGGAGAGGCUGGAGGAGAAGGAAGUGGUGGAGCUCUACCGGGACCCCCAGCUGGAGAGCAGCCUGUCCAAGAUGAAGUCCCAGGUGGAGGCCGAGUGUGGGAAGCGGGCCCGCCUGCAGGCGGACCUAGAGAUGGCGGCCCAGCAGGUCGUUCAGCUGGAGAGCAAGAAGAAGGCAAUGAAGCCUCAUCUGCUGACCAAGGAGGUCACCCAAAUCAAGAGGGACCCCAGCCUUGACAGCCAGGCGGCCCAGCUCAGUGGUGAGAUCCAGCACCUCCGGGGACAGAACACCACCAUCUCGGCCCGGCUGGAAGAGCUCAAGAAGGAGCUCCUAGCCCUUGAGCAGCAGGAGGCGACCGUGAAGGAGAAGGUCGUGGUGAAAGAAGUAGUCAAGGUGGAGAAGGACCUGGAAAUGGUCAAGGCAGCCCAAGCACUGAGGCUGCAGCUCAAGGAGGACGCUGCACGGAGGAAGGUGGCCCAGGAGGCUGUGGCCAAGCUCCGGGCUCGCAUCGAAGAGCUGGAGCGGCUGAUCAGCUCCGUGGAGCCAAAAGUCAUCGUGAAGGAGGUCAAGAAGGUGGAGCAUGACCCUGGCCUUCUCCAAGAGUCCUCCAAGCUGAGAAGCCUCCUUGAGGAGGAGAGGAAGAGGAACACGCUGCUGGCCGGAGAACUAAAGGAACUGCAUGGCAAGUUGAACGUGGUGGAGAAGCAGAAGCCCAAAGUGGAGCUCCAGGAGAGGGUUCACGAAGUCUUCCAGGUGGACCCGGAGACGGCGCAGGAGAUCACGCGGCUCAGGGCCCAGCUGCAGGAGACGGCUGGCAGGAGGCGCAGCCUUGAGGAGGAGGUGCAGAGGCUGCUUCCUGACCUGACGGCGCUGCGGGCCCAGAAGCCCACCGUGGAGUACAAGGAGGUGACCCAGGAGGUGGUGAAGCACGAGAGGAACCCCGAGGUGCUGCGGGAGAUCGACCGGCUGAAGGCUCAGCUCAACGAGCUGGUCAUCGCCAACGGCCGGUCCCAGGAGCAGCUCAUCCGGCUGCAGGGGGAGCGGGACGAGUGGAAGCGGGAGCGGUCCAAGGUGGAGACCAAGACGGUGACGAAGGAGGUGGUGCGCCAUGAGAAGGACCCGGUCCUGGAGAAGGAGGCUGAGCGGCUCCGCCAGGAGGUGCGGGAGGCAGCCCAGAAGAGGCGGGCCGCCGAGGAUGAGGUCUACGAGCUGCAGAACAAGUACCUGCUGCUGGAGCGCCGGCGGCCCGAGGAGAAGGUGGUGGUGCAGGAGGUGGUGGUCACCCAGAAGGACCCGCAGCUCCGUGACGAGCACAGCCGGCUGGGCCAGAGCCUGGACGAGGAGGUGGGCCGGCGGCGGCAGCUGGAGCGCGAGGUGCAGCAGCUGCGGGCCGGCGUGGAGGAGCGCGAGGGUCUCCUCAGCUUCCGGGAGGACCGCAACAAGAAGCUGGCUGUGGAGAAGGAGCUGCGGCAGCUGACCCUGAGCAUCCAGGAGCUGGAGAAGCGGCCUCCCACGGUGCAGGAGAAGAUCAUCAUGGAGGAAGUGGUCAAGCUGGAGAAGGAUCCGGACCUGGAGAAGUCCACGGAGGCCUUGCGGCAGGAUCUGGACGAGGAGAAGACCCGGGCACUGGAGCUGCAUCGGGAGUGCAAGGGCCUGCAAGUGGAGAUCAACGUUCUCCAGAAAACCAAGCCACAGGAAAAAACCAUCUACAAGGAGGUGAUCAGGGUGGAGAAGGACCGGGCACUGGAGAGCGAGCGCACGCGUGUGUGGGAGAUGCUGAACCGGGCGCGGGUGGCACGGCAGGCCCGGGAGGAGGAGGUGAGGCGGCUCCGGGAGCGCAUCGACCAGGCCGAGGGGCUGGGGAGGACCUGGUCCCAGGAGGAGGCCGAGCUCCAGAAGGCCCGAGACCAGGUGAGCCGGGAGUGCAGGCAGCUGCAGCAGGAGCUGAGGGCGCUGGAGAUGCAGAGGCAGCAGAAGGCGCUGCACCUGUGGGAGGAGUCACAGCUGCUCAACCAGAAGACGGAGAGCGAGCGGCAGAAGGCGGCCCAGCGGGGCCAGGAGCUGUCGCAGCUCGAGACGGCCAUCCUCCAAGAGAAGGACCAGAUCUACGAGAAGGAGAGGACCCUCCGGGACCUCCACACCCAGGUGAGCCGGGAGGAACUCAGCCAGGAGACCCAGACACGAGAGACCAACCUCUCCACUAAGAUCUCCAUCUUGGAGCCGGAGACAGGGAAGGACAUGUCCCCGUACGAGGCCUACAAGGGGGGCGUCAUCGACCGGGACCAGUACCUCCAGCUGCAGGAGCUCGAGUGCGACUGGGAGGAGGUGACCACCUCAGGGCCCUGCGGGGAGGAGUCUGUGCUCCGGGACCGCAAGAGUGGGAAGCAGUACUCCAUUGAGGCCGCUCUGCGCGGCCGGCGCAUCUCCAAGGAGGAGCUGCACCUGUACAGGGAUGGCCGCCUCCCCAUCUCCGAGUUCGCCCUGCUGGUGGCCGGGGAGACCAAGCCCUGCUCCGUGCUCUCCCUCGGCUCCAUCAUCUCCAAGUCCCCACUCGCCUCCCCGGCCCCCCAGACCACCAGCUCCUUCUCCCCCGGCUGCUCUCUUGGGCUCGGGGAUGACAGCUUCCCCAUCGCCGGCGUCUACGACACGACCACGAGCAACAAGUGCAGCAUCAAGACGGCCGUGGCCAAGAACAUGCUGGACCCCAUCACCGGGCAGAAGCUGCUGGAGGCCCAGGCGGCCACCGGGGGGAUCGUGGACCUCCUCAGCAGGGAGCGCUACUCGGUGCACAAGGCGCUGGAGCGGGGCCUGAUCGAGAACACCUCCACCCAGAGGCUGCUCAACGCCCAGAAGGCCUUCACUGGCAUCGAGGACCCCGUCACCAAGAAGAGGCUGUCAGUGGGCGAGGCCAUCCAGAAGGGCUGGGUGCCCCGGGAGAGCGCGCUCCCUCACCUGCAGGUGCAGUUCCUGACCGGAGGGCUCAUUGACCCCAGGAGGACAGGCCGCAUCCCCGUGCCGCAGGCCGUGCUCUCCGGAAUGCUCAGCGACGAGCUGGCCCAGCUCCUGCAAGACGAGUCCAGCUACGAGAAGGAUCUGACCGACCCCAUCUCCAAAGAGCGGCUGAGCUACAAGGAGGCCAUGGGGCGCUGCCAGAAAGACCCCCUCAGCGGCCUGCUGCUCCUCCCAGCCGCGCUGGAGGGCUCCCACGGCUACCGCUCGGGCUCCCCCGGCCUCCUGCACCCCCUGUGCUGACAGGGCCCAAACCGAGGGGGUGGGGGGUUGGCGGCAGGUGAGGGGCACACACUCCCCUCCCACCCCCAGAGCAGCUGCACCCACCCGAGGGAGUGGGUCCCCGUCUGAUGGCUGUUUCAUUAUUCAGAUGUUCUCGGUGUUGGGAUCCCCCACCCCCAGCCUGGAACGUUGGGAGAUCUGUUUUCCUUCCUCCUCCCCCACCUGGGGCUUCUAAUAAAUUCUCCCAGA